UGCUACACAGGUUAAACCUUAUAAAUAAAUAAACUGCACCCGAAUGAUUAUGGGGAAUGACAUAAUGUGAUAUGUUUGGUUGUGGGUUCGAUUGCUAUAUUGGUUAUGGCAGAUGCAUGGAUGGUUGCAUUGUCAUCGGCUCAAGUUGUAGGUGCUUUGUUACUGUCUACGCACGUGCCAUUAGAGCAGCUUCGCCAGAACUUUGAUUUGGACAGCUAUGUUGAUUUCAGACUCCACAGAUAUUAUGGUUUCUCAAGCGAAUACAAUGCUGCUGUGAUUGUCUUCGUUGUAAUGAAUCCAAUAUUUGGCCACUGCCGACGGCUUCUCUUGAGGGAGAGCAUGAGGCAGCUGCAGCUUACAGUUCUGUGCUGCCCUGUGUUCGACAAUGCUCCCACCAUCCCACCACUGGUGGAGGAGCUUCAUCCUGUGCCACCACGGGAGCAGGCCUUCCUGGCACCUGAUUGCUCCUGGCUGGCCGCGACAACAACAGAGGAAGGUUGGAGGACAUCCAACAUUGGUGCAGCUGUGUCUGAUGUCGUCGACGAACUCUACAGUGAUGUUGCAGCGGGCAUUGACGACGCUGCGUCUGAUGUCAUCCACAAACUCUGCAAUGACGUUGCAGAUGGAGAAGCUGCGUCCGAUGUUCUUGAAGAAGUUUGCAGUGACGUUGCAGAUGGAGGACCCGUGUACGAUGUUGUUGACGAAGUCUGCAGUGACGUUGCAGAUGGAGGACCCGUGUACAAUGUUCUUGAAGAAGUCUGCAGUGACGUUGCAGACGGAGGUUCAAGGAGCUCAAGCACUAGUGCAGCAAUAUCGAUCGUCCUUGAGGACGUCUGCAGUGAUGCUGCUGAAGAUCGUUCAGGCAUGGUAGAUGGGAUCGUAGAGGAGGUCUGUAGAGAAGCGGACGAAAGUCGGCACACCGCCACUGUUGAUGACGUCAUGGAGGAGGUCUGUAGAGAAGUGGACGAGAGUCGGCGCAAUCCCACUGUUGAUGUGGUGAUGGAGGAGGUUUGCAGAGAAGCGGAGGAAAGUGAGAGCAUCCCCACUGUAGCUAGGGAGAUUACAGAAACCUCAAGAAACAACUUAAAUGACAGUGGGAACAAUGAUUUGAUGACGAGUACACGAACCAAUUUUGAUGGGUAUGAUGGAGGUGAGGGUGACCAGCCUCAUCAUCUUCAGCGUCAUCCUGAUGAUGGUGAUGACACCAUUGCCAUUAUGAGUGACAGUGAGGAUAAAAAUGCUGUCGUAGAUGAAAAGGUUGGAGAACUCACAAGUGAGACAGCCGCACAUGGAGGUGAGGGUGACCAGCCUCAUCAUCUUCAGCGUCAUCCUGAUGAUGUCUCUUAUACACAUCUAGAUGUGUAUAAGAGACAGGAGGGUGACCAGCCUCAUCAUCUUCAGCGUCAUCCUGAUGAUGGUGAUGACACCAUUGCCAUUAUGAGUGACAGUGAGGAUAAUUUCGUCCGCUUCUCUACAGACCUUGAGGGUAAUGCUGUCGUAGAUGAAGUGGUUGGAGAACUCACAAGUGAGACAGCCACACAUGGAGGUGAGGGUGACCAGCCUCAUCAUCUUCAGCGUCAUCCUGAUGACGGUGAUGGCACCAUUGACAUUAUGAGUGACAGUGAGGAUAAUGCUGUCGUAGAUGAAGUGGUUGGACAGCUCACAAGUGAGACAGCCACACUAGAUUUGUCUUUCUCUGAUACCGAGCAGGAUGUUGUAGAUGAAGUGGUCCGGCAACUUGCAAUUGAGGCCGGUGAAGCAUGGGACCAGACAAGAACCGGUUUUUCCAACAAUGAGCAGUUGGCCCAUGGCAAGCCUCCCCGCUACUGGAGCAUAGUUCCGCCACUAGGGGGAGGUGAUCCCUUCCAUCUAGAAUUGGCAGGGUUGUCUUCCACCCAAGAUUCCUUGGCCGGGUAUCGCACACAAGCUGGCGGACGACCUGAAGGACAGCUGGAGGUCGGAAAGCAGCAUGGAAAGGAAGGCAGUGUGGAUAUCACAAAGACACAAUCAGCUGUGGUGGUCCCUGGCUUGAACAGUCCGAUGAUGGGCUUCGACCAUGCGCUAUACGUGACGACAGCAAGGAUGUUGACGGCCCCCCGAUCAACAGUUAACGCGCGAAUUGUCAUUGUGGGGUGUUCUGACACAGCGAUCGCCUUACUGAAGCGCAUGAUCUUCUGCAGGGAUGUCAGAUUUACAGGCCUGCUGCUUCUGUCUCCCAAUGGCUUGACCCAGCAGCUUGCGUCUUACAAGCUCAUGGUGCAAGGACGAGGGGUAUUCCGACCAUCAUCGCAGCUGUCCCGCUUGGGUGUUGACUGUCAGAUCAGGAUCCUUCCCACAUUCAUGUCGGGCAUUGAUCGUGAGGCCAAAAUGCUGAAGAUUGGCAAUGACACUUAUCUAUCAUACGAUUCUCUCGUGCUAACUCCAGGUCUAGAAACUUCAGCGCGGCUAAAGUAUUUCCGAUCUCGCCAUGGCUUAGGAAAGGUGGGGGGGAUGAUGGGAUUAGAGGAACUUGCCAUGAAGGCCUGGAAGUGGAAAAGGCUCAUGCCCAACAAGCACGGCGACUUGCUGAAACCGGCUAUAGUUUACGGAGCAACAUUAGAUGCUCUCUCUGCCAUCCGUAUCCUGCUGAGUCUGGGCAUACCGGGCACAGAUAUCGUCUGGGUUGUCCCUCAAUUAGAGGGCCCAGGAAUGGACAAAUGGGGCCCUCCCCGUCCACCAUGGUUGCAGGACCUGGAGCUUGUCCGGCUUAUCCUGGACGCGCUUCAACACGAAGAAGUGACUGCUAAGUGGGGCAUACGACUUGCAGACAUCACACAUUCAGACACACUGCCACCUGGAAACUCGGAAGAAUCUCGAGGAGCAGCAGUGGCUGGAACACAAGGAGGAGCCGCCGAAGGACCGUAUGCUGGAUUUGAACACUGGAUAACAGCCGUAUCGUUUGAUCGCAUCCAAGGGUCGGGGGCUGCUGCUGCAAGCGCCUCUUCUCAGAACCGCGACAUCGUUGCAUUGCGUGACAGAGCAGAAAAAGCGCCACUAAGCUCUGACGGCAUCUCGUUCCAAAAACGGGUCAGCUUAAGCAAGUUUUCAAAGAAAAAAUCCACCAAAGUGGUGAUCCCCUGCAAGUGCUUUGUGCUAUGUGAUGGGAAAGAUCUGGAUCCUGAGAUUUUUUUGCCACUUAACUCUUCGGGCCUGGUCUACGAUGGUCGACUUGUUGUGAAUGGGGGCUUCGCGACCAACGACCCGGAUGUUUACGGCGGAGGAGCGGCAUGUAAGUUCACAAGGAAGUAUGGUAUCUGUCCUCGGAUGGAGUGUCACAACUCCUUAGAGGUUGGAGAUAAACUUGGGAAUAACCUAAUCCAAACCUUAUCUAGAUCAUUGACAAUCAGGUGCCAAUCAUUCUCAGUCCUUGGUCCAUUCCAUGGGCCCGUGAGUACUGUUCCGGGAAUAGGAAUGGUUCAGGAAGAGGAAACAGUUGGGGAAUUAGAGCGACCUCAAGAUCGUGAUCGUGAUCGUGAUCGUGAUUGGGAUCGGGAUCGGGAUCGGGAUCAGGAUCAGCUGCAGCAAGAAGAUUCUCAGCCGUCAGACUCAGUUCCUCCGGAUGGUGAGGAGGGGGAGAAGAUGAUAACAGCUGCCACGACAAGAAUGGAUAAAAAGUGGCACGGGAAAUCCAAUAAUCCCCACACGACCUUUGGCCUUGUUUCAUCUAGCAAGGAGCGAAGGAACAGCGAUGCGACUGCCAUGCCAAAGAGCGGAAAACCGCCUCUUCCGCGACUGAGCUCUCCUAAAUCCAUGGUCGCUAAACUCCCCGGGGGACUGCAGUUUGUACACGUGGCAACUCCACAUUGGUAUGCGUUUCCUGAGGUGCAGGAAAUGUCGGCCAAACGCAAGAGGAUUAUCAGCCGGAACGUGGGAGGAUUGGGUGGAGAGGUCUUUGUCCUUGAGAUGGACCCAGACGACAUCAUUGUACGUUGGGUGUAUUGCGGAAGGCGAAAGGUAGAUGCCUGGAAGAUAGAGCGUAUAGUUGGCCGACCAGUUUGGCAAUUCGGUGAACUCAAGUCUAGGCUGGAGAAAAAAGCGAACUUCGAUCUCCUCGGCUUCCUCAACCAGGCUUGGAUGUCUCUGUUCUAUCACGACAAAUUUCAGCACCUGUACUUAUCCAUCAGAGACCUUGUGGCUGUCCAUAAUGACCUCCGGCGGCGCACUAGCUUGGAAACUACUGAAGCUGGAUCAGAACUGGACCCUGUGGUCCCGAAAAGGUAUAGAAGGAGAGCUAGUCUGACGACCAGAUUCCGAGUGAAUCUUGAGGGAAAGGUCCACUCCAAGGAGGCGGGCAAUACGGAGGACAUACUGCCAUCUGGUGCAGUCGUGUCGACCUCUCUCGCAGGGCGCCAGGAAGAUAUUGAGAAAGAUGGCAAAUCACAAGUUCUGCAGACGAAUCAACAGCGUGAAAAAGAGGGGAACUUCUUCGACAUGGUGGAGGCGUGCAUGGUUGAUUUCCUCAACAAAUACAGGUCGGAAAUUUCCGGACUCUUGACAGUGAGGCUUCGCCCCCGUCCUACUACCUCGUGACUGAAGACGACAGUGCUUACAGUCCUAGAUAACCAAUCAUUGAUUGCCAAAGAUAUCACUGGCUGACUCUUUGAGGCCUGAGCCCAUCUUUGAAGAACACAGUCAACGCUUGACCUGGCCGGUUAACGUCUUCCCCCGAAUAGAACAUACUUGGUCACUAUACUUUCAAUCUC
Molecule: messenger RNA, 4742 nt
Organism: Chara braunii
Lineage: Eukaryota; Viridiplantae; Streptophyta; Charophyceae; Charales; Characeae
Source: the annotation of a GenBank genome assembly